Messenger RNA from Symbiodinium necroappetens, 1017 nucleotides. The record is from the annotation of a GenBank genome assembly. NCBI's taxonomy places the organism in Eukaryota, Dinophyceae, Suessiales, Symbiodiniaceae.
AUGACGGAGAGUAUUGCCAGUCUCCUGCGUCCCUACGGUGCUCAGGUCGUCGCAGUCCACAUGACGCACUCCGAGGCUUUGAUGCUACCUUUGCUCCUGGGCAUCCUCAGGACCGGAUCCAGCUUCCUAAUGUUGGACGGCUCCGGUCCUGAGCACAUGGAGGCGGCGCAGCGCUGCGGCGCCUCUUUGGUCGUUGCCAGCCAGGAGAAUGCAUUCAUGGGCUUGGACGGUGCUGCGGUCGUGUUGGCGCACCAGCUUGAGGCUGCUGCAAGGGAGAUCUCCAUGGCCGCAGAGACGGAUGGAGCUGAUGCGGAGAUGUGUUCCUCUCUCCAAGGCUGCACCUCUGCCAUUCCGAAAGCACUCCCUGCCUUCCCGGAGCCGUAUCGGGACGACAUGGCGCAGCACUACAAGUUCACUUCCGGUGCAUGUAUGAUCCAGUGUUCGGAGGAAUGUCCUGACAUCUUCAUUGAGGAGGGCAUCCCUUUCAUCUUGGCCGGUGGCAGCAUCGAGAUGCUGCCAAAGCAUGUCCUGCUGAACCAGGAUGCCCUUCAGCGAGCAGUCCGAGAGAGGGCCGCGACCCACAUGACCGUCAGCACCGCUCUCUUCGACACAAUCUCCAGCUUCAGCCUCCCCGGGCUCCAAGCGGUCAUUGUGGUUGGCGAAAGCAUGAGGACAAGCAAGCAGGAAGAUCACUACCAGCGGUUCCAGCGCGUACACCCAACGACUUCAAUCUUCCAAACCUCACACUUCAUGGAAGCCGCAUCCGGCCCUGCGAGACUACGCUGCAUCACCACAAAGCGGGAACUGCCGAUGGGCAAGGCAGUUCGCCGGGCACGGACCUACGUCCGUAGCGGUGGCCGGCUUUGGUCCAUGGUGAUGCCGGAUGAGGUGCAUGUGGAUGCUGAAGCCCUCGAGGAAGACGAAAGUCAGUGCCUCCCCGAUCCCGCCGAUGCUGUCCGGUGCUCUUGUAGGCUGAGCUACAACGCACGGGGACAAUCAGAGGAAGCUUGCUCUUGA